Clonostachys rhizophaga is the source of this 1515-nucleotide messenger RNA. Lineage: Eukaryota; Fungi; Ascomycota; Sordariomycetes; Hypocreales; Bionectriaceae. The record is from the annotation of a GenBank genome assembly.
AUGCAGCCCCAAUACCGCGCUUACGCGCAACAGCAGGUUCCCCAGCGCUCGCCUCAUGCGCCAAAUCAGCGCCGUGGUGGCAUUGGCCCAAUGAUGUCCUCAGGACCUCACCCGCAAGUUCCCCUUACCCAGGCGCAGAUCGCACACCAGCAACAGGCGCAGGCGCAGGCCAGCGAACUCGCGAAACGUCGAAGUCGAAAGCCCACCGAUAAAAAUCUUCCAGAUGGAGUCGAGGAUAGCAUCGUGAACCCCGAGGCAGUCCAAAGAUAUAAGGAUCUCAGAGAUGUUGAGCGACGCCUGGAUGCCACCCUGACACGCAAGCGGCUCGACGUCGUUGAUAGCGUCAACCACAGCUCAAAAAUCUAUCAGACCUUGCGAAUCUGGGUCAGCAACACUGUUGAAGAUCAGGUGUGGCAAAGCAAUGGACUCAACGUCGAUGCAUUUGAUUUCACCCCCAACAUGGAAGCUUCAUUCCGCGUCAAAAUCAGAGCUGCGCUGCUCGAUAACCAAGAGUACGAAGAAAAAGGUGGCGACAAGGUUGAAGAGAAAGUUGAAAAGACCGAGGGUGAAGAAGCUACCACGUCCGACUCGAAGGCCGACGCACCUAAAGAUGCUCCCUAUCGAUUCUCGCACUUUUUCAAAUCGAUCACUGUUGACUUUGACUCGUCGCGAUUCCGCAAUGGCGCCGAGCAGAUUGUUGAAUGGAAGAAGCCCGAAACCGGAGCCAGGAAUCAGGGUCCAGUUGGAACAUCUCCCACCCCGGAAUUCGAUGAAUUUUCUUUCAAGAGAAAUGGAGACGAGAAUAUGAAUAUCACGAUCAAGCUCUACCGUCACGAGAUACCUGAGCGUUACCAGCUUAGCCCUGAGCUUGCUGAGGUGGUGGACAUGACAGAGGCAACUCAGCAGGAGGCUGUCAUGGGCCUAUGGGAAUACGUCAGAAUGUCCGGUCUGCAGGAAGAUGAAGAGAAGAGGAACUUCCGCUGCGACGAUUUAUUGAAGAAGGUUGUGAAGCGAGGAGAUGUUGGGUAUAUUCCUUUGUUGAACGAAUAUGUUACACAACAUCUUAACCCUCUCCCUCCCGUUUCUCUUCAGUAUACGAUCCGGGUUGAUGAGGAGUUCCACAAAAACCCCCAGCCCACAAUUUAUGAUGUCCAAGUUCUGGUCGACAAUCCGUUGAGAGCAACCCUGCAACCUUGGCUAAGCAACCCCCAGUUUGCUAGCAUGCUCAAAGAAACGACUGCCUUGGAUGAUCAGCUGGCCAAGAUUGUGCAAGCGGUCUCGGUUUCGAAAGCCAAGCACACAUUCUUCACAUCGUUGAGCAAGGACCCAGCCAAUUUUGUCAGAAAUUGGCUUAGUUCUCAAAAGCGCGACCUUGACAUUGUCUUGGGCGAGUCAACAAGAAGCGGUGUCGACAGUGUUAAUGGAGAUGAAUGGAGACGAGGUGGAAGUGAUAGUAUUUGGGCCACUCAAAAUGCCAAGGAGAGCGUCAACGUGAUGUUGUCAGCUCAGCGCUGA